This is a messenger RNA of Aspergillus clavatus NRRL 1, 609 nucleotides long. Its product is annotated as DNL-type zinc finger protein. Gene Ontology annotation, molecular function: zinc ion binding; protein-folding chaperone binding. The coding region runs from base 1 to 609 and encodes 202 amino acids. The transcript has a single exon. Lineage: Eukaryota; Fungi; Ascomycota; Eurotiomycetes; Eurotiales; Aspergillaceae. Gene Ontology annotation, biological process: protein stabilization; protein import into mitochondrial matrix; protein folding. The record is from RefSeq and is a predicted model, not a curated record. Gene Ontology annotation, cellular component: mitochondrion.
AUGCAUUCAGCAAGAAUCGCAUCCCGAGGUCUUCGUGCCUUCAGCACAGCACUUCCGCGGACAGCUCUCCCACAGACUGCAUGCCGACCACUGCCACAGCUGCUGAACCUUACCUCUCAGAGAACCACUGCUCUUUCUUCAACGCCGCAAAGGCUCCUGGCCCCCUACCUGGCCUUACGAAAUAAUUCCAGCGCAUCAACGUCUCGCCCCGGCCUCACCGACCGAACUCCCGAUCCCACCACCGACGCCGCGCACGAGGAACAGAACAAACAACGUCGCGAGCAAGAACCCACAUACCAAAUUACCUUUACCUGCAAGCCAUGCGGCAACCGAUCUUCCCACCGGAUGUCGAAACACGGUUAUCACAAGGGCACGGUUGUCAUCCGCUGUCCUUCCUGCCACAAUCGUCAUGUUAUCAGCGAUCAUCUCAACAUCUUCUUUGACAAGAAGAGCACGCUCGAGGAUAUCCUCCAGCGCGAGGGAAAGAAGCUGACGCGCGGCUAUGUAGAUGGAGACAUGGAGUUCUGGGAAGAUGGAACGGUGAAGAAGCGCGAGGGUUCAGAUGCGGACACUACCGCGGAGACAAAGUCGAAUCAAGGACUACCUUGA